This is a messenger RNA of Plasmodium adleri (nom. inval.), 657 nucleotides long. Its product is annotated as conserved Plasmodium protein, unknown function. The transcript has a single exon. The record is from RefSeq and is a predicted model, not a curated record. The coding region runs from base 1 to 657 and encodes 218 amino acids. NCBI's taxonomy places the organism in Eukaryota, Apicomplexa, Aconoidasida, Haemosporida, Plasmodiidae.
AUGUUGGAUAAUUUUAUUCAUCACUUUGCUCAGAAGGCAUCAACCAAUGCUAUCAUAAAUAAUGUAAGUGAUACAAAUAAUGUAAGUGAUACAUAUAAUAUAAGUAAUACAAAUAAUACAUAUGAUACAUAUAAUGUUGGUAAUAAUGACAUUUUUAAUAUAUUCAAAAAAGGAGAGGAAGAAGGUUGCACAGGAGAACUGGAACAGAAAUUAAUUAAUGGACAGAAAUUUUUAAAAAAUGAUUUACAUGAAAUAAAUGAAUAUAAUCAUAAUCAUAAUAAUAAUAAUAAUGAGAAAGAUUUUAUUAAUUUACGUAAUGGGCAACAUAGUGAAUAUAAAAUGUAUAUGUUUGAAAGUAAAGGAAUAGUGUCAAAUGAUUUUUAUAGAAUAUUAUAUGAAUGUGCUCAAGCUUCAUCAGCUAAACCUUAUUUAGUUGAUGUAUGUGUAAAUAAAUAUUUUAAAAAAUAUAAAAUAAAAUUUUCACAAACAUGUUUAAGUUGUUUCUCUACUUUUAUUGGAUGUACCUUUAUUUCUUGUAAUAAAGAAUGUUCAAAAAAUCAAUGUAAUGAUGAAUGUAAGGUUUGUAGUGACAGUCACUGUUUUAAGAAAUUAUUAGAGUGUACAAAAUUGGAAGCUUUACCUGACCCAUGUAAAUAA